AUGAAGCAAACAGAUCUGCAGUAUAAAGCCAAAACCCCUUUUUUCAGAACCUUAUGGGCUAAACCCAACAAAACCACCUCGGCAGACCUCAUCCGCCUCUUUGGCGACUGCAUCCAGGCGGCUUCAUCCAGGACAAAGGAGUAUCUGCUCUUCAGGGACCCGGAAAACAAAUUCCAUCCAAGUCCUUCAACCCUAAGCGAGAUCUUUCUGAUGACCUACAUCCAGCACAGCAGCCUGCUGAAUCUCAGCGACACGUUCAACUGCACGGCCAUGACCCCAGAACAGAGGAUCCUGCUGGGUGCCCACUGGGUCUGGGCCAUGCUGGAUCAGCCAAACAAGAACCCCCGAAUCCAGAUGGCGGUCCACGUCUUUCACCUGCCAGAAAGAACCGAGGAGAACGAUGAGGAGCUGUCCUUAGAUAUCUACAGCGACAUCAUGCGCAUGGCCGGGAUGGAUGUGGUGGAAAGAACCCAAGCUGAGAGGAUGGUGGAGUUCUGCUCUUCCAUCGGAAGAGACUGUUAUGCGCUUUUCCUCUUUUUUGGGCGCCAGAACGACGAAGGGAACAUUUACGGGCUGCUGAGCAACAAUCUGCAAGCAGCUGUGGGGAAGUGUGUGAGGAUUGACCAGGUCUUUAUCGAUCACUUCUUCAAAGGUGCGAAAUGCUUCGUCACUCCAAGUGAGAUGUUGCAGGCAGUGGUCAGAAAGGAGGGUGGAGGUCCUCUGACCAUGCUUGUUAAGUUUACUUAACAGCUUUUUUGUGGGUUUAUUCUAAUGAGCAGCUCAUCACUUGGUAACAGAUGCUUUGAAUGCAGUCCUGGGUCUGUAUGUUGAUGUUUUUCCAAGACUUUCCAGCCUUAUAACUAGUGUCUGUCUCCAGCAAUACUUAACUGUUACUAGGUGCAAUUAAAGUGCAGAAAUAAAAAAUUUUGCUGACUA
This is a messenger RNA of Carassius gibelio (silver crucian carp), 936 nucleotides long. It is a transcript of the gene rep15, whose product is annotated as RAB15 effector protein. The record is from RefSeq and is a predicted model, not a curated record. Gene Ontology annotation, biological process: receptor recycling. Lineage: Eukaryota; Metazoa; Chordata; Actinopteri; Cypriniformes; Cyprinidae. Bases 1 to 747 code for a protein of 248 amino acids. The transcript has a single exon.